UUUAUGCCAAACACAGGAUAUCAGACGCAGUUCAACUAUAGACUUAACGAUGGCUCGUUCGGAACAUUCCAAGACUCUAAAAGUUCAAUAUGGCUGACCGCGUCCGUGGUAAAAGCUUUUGCAUUGGCUCGAAAAUACAUCUACGUCACUGAAUCUGGACUUCAGCAAAGUGUAAACUGGCUUGUGAAACAACAAUUAUCUGAUGGCUGCUUCCCCAUUAUAGGAUCACUUGUUCACAAAGAUAUGAAGAGUGAAACUGAUGAUUCAUUAACGACAGUCUUCGUUCUAAUCUCGCUGCUAGAAUCUAAACUCGAAGUGCCAACCGCUACGAUCAAAAAUGCUAUGAAUUGCAUAGAAAGAUCUAAGCUUAAUUACUACAAUAUUCUUUACACCAAAAUUAUGACUACAUACGCACUCACUCUGAUGGAACAUCCUCUUGCAAAAGCUGCCGUACAGGAAAUGCUGCGCGUCGCUAAAAAUGAAAAUGACGUAAUGUGGUGGGAGGACCCAGAAAGGAAGUCGUUAAGCUCUAGCAUCGAAAUGACAUCUUACAUGGUUCUCGCGAUGGCCCAACUCGGCGGUCAGAAUAUGAAAGAUGCUUUGAUGGCUGUUCGUUGGUUAACGAGACACAAAAACUCCCUUGGUGGAUUUGUGUCUACACACGACUCAGCACUUGCUUCACAAGCAAUCACCGCGUAUGCGGUAUUUGGAGGCAGGCCAACUACGCAGUUGUCUGUUUUAGUGAUUACUGAUGAUCUGGAUCGUCCAUGUAAAUUGGACGAAGAGACCAGUCUGAUACCUGAGUAUGUUGAUCUUCCAAAAACACCGUCCUCCGUUGAUGUUUCAGUCCAUGGUGACGGCUGCGCUGUAGCACAGGUCAACGUGAAAUACAGCAUUCUACCUCGGCCCAGUCAAUCUUUCGACCUGUCAGUUACUGUCAAUCCGAUUGUCCCCGACAAAUGCGACAUACUAGAGCUUCAGGCUUGUACCCGAUACAAGGGGUCAGAUGGUUACACCAAUAUGGCUAUAUUGGAGGUUUCUAUGUUGACCGGUUACGUGCCAGUUCGAGAUAGUUUGGAUCAGUUACUUACAUCGCGAAAGAUACAGAAGUACGAGAUUAAAGAAAAUAAGCUUCAUCUUUAUUUCGAGAAACUUAUUAAGGAAGUGACCUGUGUUUCACUCAAGAUAAGAAAACAGAUUGAGGUGUACAAUUUUAAGCCAUCGAAUGUGAAAGUUUACGACUAUUAUCGUCCCGAGCUGAAUGCAAUGGCCACGUAUACAAUUAAUCGAGGGUGUAAUAACACAGAACUGCUCGACAAGUAUGUAAAACUUUCAAUUUACAUGCUAGUAGAAGAUAUCCUGGGAACUGUUGCCACUUAUAAUGGUAAGAUAAAGGAUUCAGAAAGAACCUAACCAGCACAGCUACCACGAGUCCAUGAACACCAACAGCUGCAACUACUUUUAUACCAUACAGAACAGAAGUGUAGUUGAUAAUUGCGUCGAUAUAAUUUGAUGUUAGUUAUUAUUUUAAAUACUGAUUGAUUAUCCACAUAUUACGACUAAGCAUUGUUCACUAGGAAAGCAACAAUUGAAUUAAACGGACGUUAAGAAAAGGAAGGUUUAAAAAUUGAAAAAAUUUGGAUUCGAAAUUGGGGGUUUGGGAAUUAUAUCAUUGAGAUAUUUGAAGGGUCGAAGAUCUCGAAAUGUCAGGAGGUGAAAUCUUAGGCAAUUCGGAUAUUUGAGGUUUAAAAAUUUGGAAAUAGGACAUUUCAAUAAAGUAAUAAAUUUUUAUUCCAACAAUUUUGCAUCUUUGGCUAGCUCUCGACAGUUUGAGAAAUGUAACUAAAUCCACUCUGGCUCUCGAACACAAAUAUUUGUACAUAAAUUGAUUCGAUGAAGAGACCUCUUACUCGAUAUAAAUUCAGCUAUACAAUUUUUUCGGAGGAAAAGAAAACAAAGAACACUGCAGAUUGUCCUAUAUACUUAGAUCAACUUCUCUCAAACAUCACCGGUGUUUACUGUUCCGCAAAAUUUGUAGCCAAAGUGUAUUUCAAAGCAAAGUAUGAAAUGCAAACAAUAUCGAAUCUGAGUCCACCUCGAAAUACAUAAUAGUAAAUGAUUAUGUACUAUGAACAAGUUCAAUUUCAAAAAAGAAGUAUUUUUCUCUGAAUUUUUGAAUUUCAAAAUUGAAGAAAUUUUCAAUUUCCCAAGUUCAAUAUUUUUUAGAACUGCGAUGAGAAAUUGGCUUCGCUCCGGUGUAUAAAUUUCAUUAAUUUUUACUUCACGAGAUGUAUGUAAUUCCAUUCCUUCUCCGUUCACAAUAAUUUAUGUUAAUCAAUUUUUCAUGAGUAAUCAUAGAAUAAGUGAUCACGUGUUUACCUUAUAAGAACAUAAUUUGUUAUUAUCUUCAUUAUAACUGUUAAAGAAUAAUUUCUCUGCGUCUUCUCUUAAUAACCUGGUUGAAUAAUAAAUAAAGCUUUUGAUUUACCGAAUU
Messenger RNA from Megachile rotundata (alfalfa leafcutting bee), 2494 nucleotides. Its product is annotated as ovostatin-like. Gene Ontology annotation, molecular function: endopeptidase inhibitor activity. The record is from RefSeq and is a predicted model, not a curated record. Gene Ontology annotation, cellular component: extracellular region. Lineage: Eukaryota; Metazoa; Arthropoda; Insecta; Hymenoptera; Megachilidae.